Molecule: messenger RNA, 1056 nt
Organism: Varanus komodoensis (Komodo dragon)
Lineage: Eukaryota; Metazoa; Chordata; Lepidosauria; Squamata; Varanidae
Product: adenosine receptor A1-like
Exons: 2
Coding region: 1-1056 (351 amino acids)
Biological process (GO): G protein-coupled receptor signaling pathway
Cellular component (GO): membrane
Molecular function (GO): G protein-coupled receptor activity
Source: RefSeq, a predicted model, not a curated record
AUGGAUGCGCCCCUUGGCUUUGCGGUCCUGGAGGGCGUCCUGGCCGUGGCCAUCCUGGCCAUCAACCUGCUCGUGUGUGCCACCAUCUACCUGCACAAGGAGCUGAGGUGCAUCCCCAACUGCCUGAUCGCGUGCCUGGCGGUGGCCGACCUCGGCGUGGGGGCCUUGGCCAUCCCCUUCUCCGUGGUGCUCAGCCUGGAGCUGGCCCUGCGCUUCUACACCUGUCUCUUCCUCACGUGCUUCCCGCUGGUCACCACACAGUUCUCCAUCCUCCUCCUCUUGGUCAUCGCCAUCAACACCCACCUGAAGGUCAGGCUGCCCAACAGCUACGCCGUGCGCAUGAAGAAGGGCUGGAUGGCGACCGCCGUGGUCUUCUGCUGGCUGAUCUCGCUCCUGAUAGGCCUUCUGCCCAUGAUGGGCUGGAACCGCUUCCAGCAGUACGUGGAGGCCGGCAACAGCACGCUGACGUUCAGCUUCCCCUCCGAGAGAGCGGCCCUUGUCAUCAUAGCCGGAGACAUCCCUUACGGAGGGCUCCUCUCCAAGGUUUAUCCUGGGCCCCAGAACUUCAGCUCUGGCAAAACCCCCAGUGGACACCAGGGCCUCUGCUGCUUCACCUCCAUUUUUAGCCCAGACUACCUCGCCUGCUUUCUCUUCACCUGCACCUUGCUGCCCCUGGCCGCCAUGCUGGGCAUCUACGUGGACCUCUUCCGCGUGGUCCGUGGCCACUUCCAGGCUCUGUGGCCCGCCAAGAGAAGGGAGUUGCGCAUGGCUCGCACCCUCUUUCUCCUGCUGGGCGUCUUCUGCCUGUGCUGGGGACCCCUGCAGGUCAUCUACUGCGUCCAGCUGCUGUGCCCCAGCUGCCAGACCCGCGAGUCCCUGUACCGCCUCGCCGUGCUGCUCUCCCACCUGAAUUCCCUGGCCAACCCUCUGGUCUACGCGCUGAGGAAGAAGGACCUUGCGCUGGCCCUGCGCUCCGUGUUCCUCCACCGUGUCCUGCGCUGGCCAAGGCUGAAGGCCUGCUGUUGCCCCAACCCCAAGGUGCACCCCCAGGUCUGA